UUGCUUUCUGCGGUCCUGGGAGCAAAAUGGCGUUUGUCGCUUCUCUCAAAGUGAAAAGGUGUCACGUGAUUCCCUGUGUUGUGUUUUGCCUUCUCUUAAGUCUGAUCGAAGUUGUGUCCUUUGUCUCGCUCGCAGAAAUUCUCUCAUUCAUCCAGCUCGUUUUGCUCUCGGACUCUGUUUGUCUGGCAAGACCUUUCCCCUCUCAUCCGAUUGGGCCGCAUCCGUUAAAAUGCCACAAGGCUCGCUUUGGAUCGCACCGGCCCGAGUUGGCCCGGCCAACCCGACCUCUGGACAACAGAGUGGCAGAAUGGUGAAGGGCUUUCCACCCAGUGACGGACGGACGGACGGACGGACGGAGGCCUCUCUGUCAAUUUGCCUUCCAAAAGGACGACUCUUCGGUGGUUGGGGCCACUGCCGCGGCAAUUUAGGCCGGCGCGGUCCUCGGCCAGCCUUCCAGCGCAAACGGAUGCGGUCGUCUCGAAUGUCCCAGUGCGGUUGUGAGCUGCUCUUUCUCAUUUCAACCCGGGGGUGAGUUGUUGUUGUCACGGAAAUGAGUUGCGUGUUCGUCUUUCAUACUGUUAUUUCAUGUUUCGAAUAUGUUAUUGUAAUGAAAAUGGUAUCACGUUAUGUAUUUGUGUUGUGCUAUAAUAAAAAGGUAUUAAAAAAAAAAAAAAGAACCUUGUUGACGGUGGCCAAGCGGCGGCUCGAAGAGGCGGAUAUCGCCGCGCUCUCACAAAACGUCUUGAUUGAAAAGGAGAUAUUAAAAAAAAAACGAGGAAUCUCCUGCUUACUUUGACCAGAUUUGAAACCACGAACCGCUGACGAUGGCGACGUCAGGUCGAAGCUUCUGCUUAAUUUGGUUUCAGAGUCCUGCUCUCCGAUAGGUGGCGGUAGCGCACCGCUUGCAGCUCUGCGGAAUGUUUGUUGUCCCCCAGACGACGGUACGUAUUGUUGCUUGUUCCGGCGGCGUAGGCGUGGGAAGAGUUGCUUUUGGAAGGUUAUAAUUAUUAAUUAUAGUUGUGCUAUUGAUGGCUCCCCCUCAAGUGCCGGCAUGUUUGUCACAUGGACCCAAGGGUGAAGUUUUUACUCGCGAAAGCCAGUGGGAAAAGUCGAGCCAACUGAAUGCGUGUCCAACAGAUUUGAAUUUGCAAAUAGAACGCUCCAAGUGAAACCAAAAAAUGGAUACAGAUUUGAGAUUCCACUGAGCAAUUUAAGAAAUGGAGCCACAAGGAUUCAUUCCAGCCCGCGGCGUUGGCCGCGGAUCGCAAACGGCCACGGAAUGUCAAUGUGAAGAAGUUUGCCGUCUUUUCAGCUCCGGUCAAUUGAAGAAACGGACGUCAACCGAAAAGGAGUCGCAGGUCGUUGCCCUGAACCGGAGCAACAAAUAUUGAUUCUGUGACCUCCCGCUUACCUUUGGCCCGCAGCGGAGCGACGACGACCAGAGACCACGUGAUCGCGCGACCUCAAAAAGCGCAGGGCUCACCGCGGGCCGAGUUGACGAGCGACGGUGACGACAUGAAGUGGCUGCUGGUGUUUGCCAGCGUGACGACGUGCGUUUCAGCUCGUCCGUCUCAACGGCCGAGCGGAGACGUGGAGGCGCCGGGGCCGCCCGGGCAAAAUAUGUCGCGCUGGGCGUCUUGCGACAACGUCAACCGGACGCUGGCUGACUCGGCGCGCUCUCCUGAAAGCCGUUCUUCCCGGUCCAGGUCACGGCAGACGGCGAACCGCAGCUCCGAGGCGACACCGGAGCCGACGUCGAGCGCCCCCUCGGUCACCCUCAACUUGACCUCUGAGGACAGCGCCGCCUUUCCCGGUUUGUCCUCGCGGGAGUCCGACCCGCCGGCGGCCGGCGUCGUCUUUUCUUCCGCGAGAUGCCUCCUGGCCACCUGUUCCAUCGCGGACCUCGGCUCCAAGCUUCAAGCCGGGGAGGAGACGGCCGGCGCCUCCGCGCGGGACUCGGGCGGAUUUGGGAAAAAAUGAGAGCCUCCUCGCCGCUUUCCCGGCGCCGUUCUGUAUCGCGGGCGAGGUCGCCGCGCUCAUCCGUUUCUCGUCGCCCGAAAGGCGCCUCCGGCACGGCCUCGGCGCGCGCUUGCUUUCGGCUGGCGGCGGAGGACGAAAUACGCAACGAUAGUUGGCCAUUAAAAGGCGUUUGAGAAACA
Molecule: messenger RNA, 2159 nt
Organism: Hippocampus zosterae (dwarf seahorse)
Lineage: Eukaryota; Metazoa; Chordata; Actinopteri; Syngnathiformes; Syngnathidae
Exons: 5
Coding region: 1516-1980 (154 amino acids)
Source: RefSeq, a predicted model, not a curated record